Messenger RNA from Fonsecaea multimorphosa CBS 102226, 867 nucleotides. RefSeq lists its product as uncharacterized. NCBI's taxonomy places the organism in Eukaryota, Fungi, Ascomycota, Eurotiomycetes, Chaetothyriales, Herpotrichiellaceae. The coding region runs from base 1 to 867 and encodes 288 amino acids. Gene Ontology annotation, molecular function: S-adenosylmethionine-dependent methyltransferase activity. The transcript is spliced from 2 exons. The record is from RefSeq and is a predicted model, not a curated record.
AUGUCCUCGACGGCUGAAAACCGUGAAAGGCUCAAGGGCCACAUGGCUCAGUACCAAGGAGGCGCCUACACUCAAGGCUGGAACGAGCUGUGGAACAAGGGAGACUUCUUACCUUGGGACCGUGGGUCUCCAUCCCCAGCCCUCGCCGACACCCUGAUCAACCACGCCGAUGUCAUUGGCAAUGCCCUUCUGGCCCCGUCUGCAGAUGGCCAGAAGCAACGGAAACGCGCGUUAGUCCCCGGCUGUGGCCGUGGUGUGGAUGUUCUAUUACUCGCAAGUUUUGGAUAUGAUGUGGUCGGAUUGGAGUAUGCUGAAAAGGCACUGGAAGCCUGUGAGAAGUAUGUGGCCGAGAAUGCCGAUAAAUAUCCCGUGUACGAUCAGAGCAUUGGCAAGGGGAAAAUGGUGUUUCUUCAAGGAGACUUCUACAAGGAUGAGUGGUUGGAAAAGGUGAGGACGGAGCUGGCUGCCGGUAGUGAGUGGGACGGCAAGUUCGAUUUGAUUUAUGACUAUACUUUCUUCUGCGCAAUGCACCCAGGCAUGCGUCCUGCCUGGGCCAAACGCAUGACCGAGCUCCUCCGCCAUUCCCCUCAAGCAAAUCUUGUCUGUCUUGAAUUCCCAGUUACCAAGCCUGUCAAAUCCGGUGGUCCCCCUUACGGUGUUGCUCCGAAGACAUACCUCGAACAUCUGAGCCACCCAGGAGAAGAAGUUCCCUACGAUGACGAAGGGAAUGUCAAAAUGAACCCGCUUGCUCCGUCCAGCCCAGGUGCAUUGGAGAGAGUGGGGCAUUGGCAUCCUGCCGACACGCACAAUGUGGGCAAGAAGGACGGUAACGUCGAGGACUAUAUCUCGGUUUGGCGUCAUCGUUGA